This is a messenger RNA of Schistocerca cancellata (South American locust), 3549 nucleotides long. RefSeq lists its product as uncharacterized. The record is from RefSeq and is a predicted model, not a curated record. The transcript has 16 exons. Bases 147 to 2891 code for a protein of 914 amino acids. Lineage: Eukaryota; Metazoa; Arthropoda; Insecta; Orthoptera; Acrididae.
CUCGAAUUUCUGGUGCUGACUCAAGUGCUGCAUAUCCUAGUGAAGACCAACUAGUGCAUCUUAAGUUAUUCUGAAGCUGGGAGACGACGCUAGUGCAUCGGGCGAACAGUUUACCAGGACAAUCAAUUGAAAACAGUCUUCCCGUAAUGAAGUGUUUUACAUUACUACUACUGCUCAUUUCAUCAUGUGGAGUGUUUGCAAGGAAUAUACCGAGCGAUCUCAUCGACUGCUACACAAAUCAAACACUGAUGGAACGAGACAAUCGACUGCCAGCAACACUUACAACACUAAUAGAUAUAAUUCGUAAACUAGAGUUACUGCAUAACUCUGAUGUGCGAGUGUUGAGUACUGCUCUUCUUAAUACGUUCAGAGUUGAUGGAAUUACAUUUAAUCCAGAAAUACAACCUUCAAAAGGCGUUUCCCCAUAUGGAAUUCAGGGAUUUCAGAAGGAGAAACAUGCAUUACUUAUGAAGUCAUUUUUACCAGAAAAUACAGAGUCAAUUGAUGUAACUAUACUUACACCAUUUGAAAAGUGUGCUCUCCAUUUCAUGUUGUCUGAUUCAAUUGAAUUUCACAAAAGAGGCAGUGAAAGUACAGACUGUUCAAAUAUGCAGUCUUACAGACAGAGAAGAAUAAGGCGUGAUGUUACUGCAGCAGCGGCUGCUAAUGAAUUUGCUUCUAAUGAUACUGCCAAGCAAGCUACUCCUUCAAACACUUCUGGAGAAAUUAAGCCUCUUCAGGAGAAAGCUGUGGAUAAAGAUUCUGUUAAUAAAAUUGACUUUCCAUUUCCACUAACAGUAAUUAAUGUAACCACAGCAGAAGAAAAUACUCCUCUCAGUAAGCCAGAUACAGAGCCACCGAAAACAGAGACUACUGGACAGGUAUCUGGUGACCAAGAACCACCAGUUAUUGUGAGUCAGAGUUCUGAAGUGAAGUCAAUCAAAGCGGAACUCGAUGAGUCACUGACUGAUAUUGAAGAACCUGUAGCAGAAGUUAAAGAACCAGUGCUGGAUGUUAAGGAACCACAAGCAAAGUCUAUGCAAAGUGCUAAGUUAACACUUGGCAAAAUUACUGUAGUGGAGCCAAGUCAGUGUCCAGUAGAAAAUGGUGUUAUUUAUGACAAAUGGGGUUCAUUGAGUGCUGUAAAUCUAAUAGCAGGAAUAGCCACAGGCAUACAGACUAUGGAGAAUGUAAAGUUCAAUGACAUAUAUCCAGACUCUGCCAAUGCAAACACUACUUCACUGGUAAUGGACAACAGAUGGGCAGCAACACUUGCAGGUGACCUGGCAGAAGUUGUCAUACACCAGGGACCAAAAUCAGAGGCAAUAAAAAUUGGCACUCCAGGAGGCUGGAAUGAUUCAGUAAUACCACAUUGGUAUUUUAUCAACAGAGCAGAACAGACACAAAUGACAGAUGCAGAAAUCAGAGGUGGUCUUGAUGGUUUAAUAAUUGCAAAGAAUAUUGUAUCAUGGAGAAGUCAGAAGCCAAAUCUUAGACUGUCACAUAUUCUACAACAGUAUUACUCAGAGAAAGGUGUUCUAAACACACCGUACAAAGCAUGCUCCAGGCGAGAGCAGUAUGCAGCUGUCACACCAGAAACUGAAAUGAAAGCUCAGGUAGAUGCAUUUGCAUAUACUUUAUAUACCUCUGCACCAUUAGCAACAUCAAUGAAACUUGAAGCAGUGAAAAGUUUCUCAGCAGACGCAAUUUCUGCUCUGAACUCUUACAUUACUUCUCUGGAUUCAACAUCUUGCAGCACCACAACACAAAAUUCUGGAACUAAUACAUCUGUUACUACAGAAGUGGAUCUUUAUGUUGUGAUUGAUAGUUCAUGGCAAUUUACUGAUAUUCAGCGUAUUUUAGUUUCAAUAGCAGAAAUGAUUAAACUGAACAGUAUACGUGGAAGCAGACUAAGUGUGUUUACUGGCAAUUCAUUCAAACCUUGGAAUGGAACAAUGAGUUUUAUAGAAUUCUAUCAAAAUUUCAACCAGUCAUCAUAUGUGAGAGUUGGGGAUACUGGAUUUCAACUCCGUACACUUUUGGAGACUCACAUCAAGUCGUUCUUCCAAAACAUGUAUGAUGAAUGGAAAAAGACUGGAUCAGCAGGAGGACCAGCUCCUGUAGUUUUGUUUGUGCCUUAUGGUGCUGUCAGUAUAAGUGAUUCAGAUCUGAAUGCAGCUCAACAGGCAGUCAAUAAUUACUGGAAUAAUAUGCCAGAUAUUGCAUUUCGGUAUAUGGUAACAAGUGGAGCAGACCGUGUUCAGUCACUUGUUCUGUCACAAGAAGAUGUAAUUACUUAUACAAUGCCAACUACCAGAACUGAAAAACUUGAUCUCAGUGCUCUUGAUACAAGCUUAAAGAAAGUGCACAAGAGGAUUACAAAUUCCAUCUGCAGCUAUAAUAAAAAUACACAGUCAUACUCAUCUGCAGAGUUUGUUGAUUAUGUGCAGCUAGGCUAUAUCAGCUAUUACAAAGUAAACUCGAAAUAUCUUUUUGGUGCAAGUUCAGUCCGCAUAAAGGUGCAAAAUGUUCAAUAUGGCACAGUUGAGGUGUGCUAUUCACGAAGGAUUGAGUUUCCAAUGAAUAAUACACAAACAAAUGGUAAUGAUGUAACAUGCAUAACAGGCCAAGGUGGAGAUAAGGAAAUUUCUCUUUCAUCACCGUGCAAUGGAUAUGAAAAAAUACUGUAUUGCCCUCCAUUAUAUAUUGCAGUUUUGGGGCAACAAUCAACUGGUAGUGAAUGUACAGUGAAAGGGUGUGUAGAUGUUACUGAUAUCCAGAUGAAGAUCAGCCAUCAGGGACUAACUUGUGGUGUCUCGCAAAUACUGGGUAAUAAGAUGUUAAUUACUGUUGUGUUACUGGUGUUGUUACGUUCCAUACUCAACAGAUAAAACUGAAAGUGUGGCAAUUGGUUUCCAAGAAACUCAUGGCCUUAUGAAAAUGGCCAAGUCCAGCUGUUCAAUAAACUGUUUAUACUGAAGAACAGUAAUUGUUUAGAAGCAAGCAGUGUUAUGCAAACAUAAGCUGACAGUGUAUCAGUGUGUGUGUGUGUGUGUGUGUGUGUGUGUGUGUGUGUGUGUGUGUGUUUGUAUGCACUCUCAAACAUGCUAUACAAAAUUUUUUAUGAGUUUACCUGUGAGGCAAAUAACACUUUGUUUCACAGAGGUGGAAUUUAAUUUGAUUAUGAAGGUGUUUAAUACACAGAAUCACCUUUGUAAUAGAAGAUGUGACAUGUGAUGUGACAUAAUUUAUGAAUAUUUUAAGCAAAUUUGGUAGUCAGGAAUACAACAACUUCAACCCCCAUUCCACCCUCCUCCCUCCUCUUUAGAAAUGUGUUACCAACCCUUACAUCAUUUAAUAACUCAAGCAGCAUUUCUGAAAAUCUGAUAAAGAGAAGAGAGAGAAAAAUAUUUGUUGACCCUAAACAUUCUCCUUUUACUGGUGAAACUAUGUCAGUUAUGUUAAAAAUAGAGAAAUGUAAUUCCUGGCUUAGAUAUAAGUUAGUGUUUGGUGUAAGUAAUUAUUAUGUAAACUUAAAUUGCUGUAAUA